Chelmon rostratus (copperband butterflyfish) is the source of this 4565-nucleotide messenger RNA. RefSeq names its product actin filament associated protein 1 (gene afap1). The transcript is spliced from 17 exons. Gene Ontology annotation, cellular component: cytosol. Lineage: Eukaryota; Metazoa; Chordata; Actinopteri; Chaetodontiformes; Chaetodontidae. Bases 218 to 2437 code for a protein of 739 amino acids. Gene Ontology annotation, molecular function: SH2 domain binding; SH3 domain binding. The record is from RefSeq and is a predicted model, not a curated record.
AGGAGGAGGAGUAGAAAGAUCCGGAGAAAAAGUUUGAAAGGAAAAGAGAGACGUUUCAGUGGCCGGCCCGGUAGAAAAGGAGUAAGUGGAGGUUGAAACUGAAGACACAAACGGCGUAAAGUCUCCCUCCGUGUGGAUUUUACUGCUGCCGGGGAGCCGCUGGGCACGCGCCUGCUCCUGUGCGUCUUUGGGCGGAUUAGAUGAGUUUGACUUCACGAUGAGGAGCGACCCUGUUCUGUUCACUUCCAACAGGGCAAUGGAGGAGCUGGUGUGUGAGCUUCGUCUGUUCCUGGACCUGCUGGACAGGGAGUAUCUGAGCGCCGGGGUUCGAGAGAGGAAGAUGCACCUUUCCAACAUCCUCCACAGAGUCCUCUCAGAUAAAGAACCUUCAUUCAAGUCAGAAAUCCACAGUGGUCUGCCGGCCCCGCCUCAGAUGCCCCUGCCUGAGAUCCCUCACCCCUGGCUGCCUCCAAACAGCGGCCCUCCUCCUCUGCCCAGCUCCUCUCUACCAGAAGGCUACUAUGAGGAAGCAGUUCCUCUAAGUCCUGGGAAGGCUCCUGAAUACAUCACCUCCAACUAUGACUCGGACGCCAUGAGCAGCUCCUAUGAGUCAUAUGAUGAGGAAGAGGAGGAUGGGAAGGGUCAGAAGAUGCGUCACCAGUGGCCAUCUGAAGAGGCGUCCAUGGAUCUGGUGAAGGACGCUCGGAUCUGUGCGUUCCUGCUGCGCAAGAAGCGCUUUGGCCAGUGGACCAAGCUCCUCUGUGUCAUCAAAGAUAACAAACUCCUGUGUUACAAGUCCUCCAAAGACCACACCCCCCAGAUGGAGCUGACCCUGUCAGGGUGCAGCAUCACUCACAUCCCCAAGGACGGCAAGAAGAAGAAGCACGAAUUGAAGAUCGUCCACCAGGGGGCGGACGCCCUGGUGCUGGCUGUGCAGAGCAAAGAACAGGCCGAGGAAUGGCUCAAGGUGAUGAGAGAGGUGUGUGUUAAUGGGAGUGUAGACUUGGAUGGAGCUGGAUCUGGAUCACCAGUGCACAAACCUGAGUUGGAAAAGAAGACAUCGUGCGACAGGCCGAGCUCCGAUGGUGAGGUGACUCAUGAGAACGGACACAGCGACUGCAAGGACCAAGGGAAAGGAAAGAAAAGCUCAAAGUCGGAGCAGAAGACCGGAACGGUGGGGAAAGGAGCAGGGAAGAAGAUCACUAAAAUCAUCGGGCUGGGUAAGAAGAAGCCGUCCACAGAUGAGCAGACCUCCUCGGCAGAAGAAGACGUACCCACGUGUGGCUACCUGAACGUGUUGUCCAAUAACCGCUGGCGGGAGCGCUGGUGCCGCCUGAAAGACAACCAGCUGCUCCUCCAUAAGGACCGGGACGACCUGAAGAGCCACAUCGCCUCGCUGCCCCUUCGAGGCUGCGAGGUCAGCCCCGGCCUCGAUCACAAACACCCCUUUGCCUUCCGCCUGCUUCGCAACGGCCAGGAGGUCGCUGUCCUGGAGGCCUCCUCCUCUGAGGUGAUGGGCCGCUGGUUGGGGGUUUUAUUGGCUGAGACUGGCUCCACCACCGACCCAGCCACCCUGCACUAUGACUACAUUGACGUCGAGACCACCGCCAAUGUCAUCCAGCUGGCCAAGCAGUCCUUCUGUUUCACCAGUAAGCGUGCUGUCUCUCCUAAUCCGUACCUGGACAACCCGGUCAAUGGCUACGCCUGCCCCACUGGUAUGGCUCUGCAUUAUGAUGAUGUGCCCAUCAACGGAACGCUGAAGGGAAAGAAGGGAACCACGACCAAUGGGGUGGCAUCAAAACAGAAGGCCGAGCCAAAGAACCAGUCCAAGAAGAAUGGAGUCAGUGGAAUGAACGGGACAGCUUCUCUGAAACGCAACACCUCCAACGCAGAGCAGUGCAAGUACGGCAAGAACCGCGUGGAGGCCGACGCCAAGCGGCUGCAGUCCAAGGAGGAGGAGCUGAUGAAGAGGAAGCAGGAGAUCAGGAACCAUCUGACCCAGCUGAAGAAGGAGAGGAGAGACCUGCGCACCGCUGUGGAAGCUGCAGCUGGCAAACGUUCGCACGCGUCGCUGUCGGAGCGGCUGAAGAAGGUGGAGGAGGACUGCAGGCAGAAGGAGGAGGAGCGCGUGAACCUGGAACUGGAGCUGACAGAGGUGAAGGAGAGCCUGAAGAAAGCCCUGAGCGGCGGAGUCACCCUGGGCCUCACCAUCGAACCAAAAGCCGGCUCCUCUGGGCUCCAGUCACCGGCGAUGUUGCGACGGACCCAGGAGUCUUCUCCCUUCUCCAGCUGCGACACCAGUGACACAGAGUCCUGCUCUCUGCCGGUCAACAGCGCCUCACUGCUCCGCCGGCAGCAGGGUGGCCAGAAACCCUCUCCAGUCCGGGGACACGUCCUCAGGAAGGCCAAGGAAUGGGAGCAGAAGAGUGGCACAUAAACCGCCCAACCCCUCACAUCGGCCUUUCAUUUCUUUUUUUCUUUUUAAGAAAUUGUGUAUAUAUUUAUUUAAAACUGUUCAAACAGUCACGGACAGGAAAGGAAAGGACACAAGCAUAGCAUUCUCAUGAAGCAAAACAAGUUGCUGGUUUUAGUAUAUUGUCAGUACCACAACAUACAGACAUAGCAACCUUUUUAAACUUUUUUACUAUUGAGCAUGCUCAGUAUACUAAGUUGUUUAACUUGUGUUGUCCGCUGUUCUCUUUUCAAGCAACCACCUUUUUUUCCCUCUUUUCAUUCAAAUCUGUUCCGGCGGAUAGACAGUUUGGGUUCAAAAAGGAUAAAGGUCAAAACCAAGUAUUUAUUUGUAAAUGUUUAAAGGAAAUACUAGCUUCCCUUUGUUUAUUUAUGUUGAUAUAUUUAAAGUUUCUUUGUAGAAAUCCCAUUCCCUACACCGUUAAUGGUUCUCAUUCGUGGGUGUCAGCAUCAGCAAACAAAGCAUCUUUAAGGGUCACAAUAAUCACAACACACACCGGCUGAGUGGCAGUGCAGCUCUGCUCAAAGGGGUGUUUCCAGAAGUGGAAUUAUUCCAAAUGAGAAACACGAUAAAAUAAAGAGAGGUUGAUCUGCAGCUGUGAGGCACUUUGACAUGUUCGGCUGUAGAGGACUCGGUUAUGCAAACAGUGUAGCUGCAGAAAAAUAACGUGUUGUGAUAAUAUGUGAUGUAUGAGUGUCCUGUCCCUACUAAUACUGACCAAAAAACCAAAUAACUAAUUUACCCAGAGAAAUAACUCCUCUUCUGCUGUCUAAUUACAGAAAGAUGAGGUUUCAUCCAAUUUUUGCAAUAUCUCAAGAAGAUAAGUUGUGUUUGUGGUACUCACAGCUUUGAAAUAUUACAUUUUAAAAAAAUUGCCUGACACAGCGUCACUGUUUCUGCGGGGUAAUGCAUUUACUUCAACAGUCCCAAAUAAAGCCUUAAGUAACAGAAGUAUCUGCAUGACUAGAUUCUACUUGGGGUAAUUAAGACAAUAUGUUUUGUUUGAAUUUAACGGUUAACUUACUGCUAAUGGAAUAAUUGUGCUUCUUUAAAUAGUCCCUUGGUGUGGUGAUGGAUGGCUGUCAUCAGGCUGUAAAAGGACUGUAGCUGGGUGGGUUUUAGCUCUAAGAAAGCUGGGCAGGUCAGGCUGAGGCGUGGCCACCCUUAGCUUUGGCGCUCUUCGUUGGAAAACUCAGAAACCUCAACCGACGUGGCUGACGUUAGUCCCUCAUCCAAGAGCCUCAGUCCAGAUCCUCUAAUCACGCCACUGGUUUACUGUAGCCCUGUGAUCUGACUGUGUGUGUGCGCGUGUGCAUGUGUGUGUGUGUGACUGUGUGUGUGGUGUGUGUGUGUGGAUGGGUGUGCACACACACACUCAAAUGUCUCCAAGGCACAUUCCAAAUCCAUCGACAAUACACUGACUGAAAUAGAGGCACUUGCUGUAAAUCAAUUUACUCUGUGUUCUGUUAAAUCAAAGGCUGUGACCUGGAUUUUCAGACUGCUUCACACACACACACACACACACACACACAUCAAUGUCACAUUUUUAUGGGGUUUAUUUAAUGGUUUUAUGUUCCACUGCUUACGCUUUGCUGCCAUGUUGAUACUGCUAAGUAUACAUUUGCUUUACAGGGAUUGUUGACAGAAGUAGUGUUAGCAUGCACUGCAGCUAGAGUUUGGAAACCAAUGCUACAUACAUUAGUCGGGCACCAACUGCUCCUCAAUCUUGUAAAUAUUUUCUGUCCCCCCUCCUGCUUUCUAAUGGAUACCCCACAAGUCUGCGAGCUGGAGCGUAGUCACCGUGUUAGCAUGAAGACGGGGCGCAUGGGGAGUUAUAUCUACAAGUAUUCAGAUGAUUUUGAUUCCCUGUCGGCUCAGCGUGGCUUAUAAUUGAGCGAGAUGUGCGAUGUCAGUAAAUGUGAACCUGCUGUAUAUAGCUUGGCUUUGUGGGACGGGGUGGGGGGAGUACAGACUCGUACAUCAGUGUUUGUUUUUGCACCUUAAACAUUUUCUACCCUGUUGUAUUCUCGGACAGUCUCCGCCUCGGUGACAGACAUGCUGUACAUAAGUUAAUAAACCUCCUGACAAACUG